This is a messenger RNA of Gasterosteus aculeatus aculeatus (three-spined stickleback), 2285 nucleotides long. Its product is annotated as rab GTPase-activating protein 1-like. NCBI's taxonomy places the organism in Eukaryota, Metazoa, Chordata, Actinopteri, Perciformes, Gasterosteidae. The record is from RefSeq and is a predicted model, not a curated record.
UAGCGGGAAGUGUUGAAGAACCGCAGAGGGACGGAACUUAAAACGCAAGCCAAUACAAAGAAGGAAGUGAAAAGUAUCGCUACACGUCAGCGCUCCAAAAGGAGAGUGGGAAACAUGAAAUCAAGUGAUCGAAAAAACUAAAGUAAGAGAUUUUACGAAGUGUGUGUGUGAGAGAGAGAGGCCCUUUGUUAUUGCAUAGUCAAGCUUUGAUACUCCAUCCUUUUACCUGUUGUACCUGUUUGCCGUCGGACCGGGACAAUAAUAGGCCCAAUAGUCAGGCUUGCCGACACCUCGGAGAGAAAUUUUCCAAAUACUUUGGGAACCAGUCCGGCAGGUUCUCACGGCUGCCAGCUGGUACACUAUGAACUAUAGAAACAAAUGAAUCAACAGGGAUUAUUUAACUUAAUUGAAACGACCCACACGCCACCACUCACCCCCCCAAAAAAUAUAUUUUUGGAAUCAAACCAGUUAGUGGAUUUAUUGGCAGGAGGUUUGAUCGUACACAGGUGUUUGUUGUGUGUGUGUCUGUGUGUGAGGGAGAUGACAGGUGAGGUGAGGGCUGUAAUGGGUGUGUCCAAAGCACCCGUUCUCUCACACACACACACACACACUCGCAUAAACCCUGUUGAACCUGUUGCUGCCCGUUCACCCGUCUCCUCCCGUCUCCUUCACCUGACACCGCCUAUAAGAUAAUCUGACUGCAGCACAGUAGCAGUCUGUGUGAUUUAAGCGUAGCCGCGUUUCGGCUGUGGGAUCUCUGUCAGUUAUUCACCUUUGGACUGUGAGCACAGCUUAUCUGCGCCGGGACGACUUGGACUCUAUUUCCUGUUCACGCUCUUCGGCUUCUUACCUGCAUCAUUAAAUAAGUAAAAACAAGACGAUCUUUCUGGACUUUACGUCUCUUGAUUCUCUCGACUGCCAGCGUGAUCAAAACACGGCUGAUGGAUUUAGCUAAUUCUAUCUGGUUGGAAUUGGCAGCUCCCUGCAAAGGGCUGUGAUUGUUUGUGUGAGUGUGGGAAGCUCCAGGUCAGUGAGGGCAGGAUGAUGGAAGAGGUGUCCGCGAUUAUGGCGUACGAUUCCCACGUCAUGGAACAGAUGAGCGAAGACGAGAUCUUGGCCUGCCUGAUCCCGGCCAUUGAGGAUAAACUGGGAGAAAGCCGGCUUCAGUUAAUGAAUGAUGAUGAUUCUUUGGAUAAAUACAUGAAGGAGAACCAUCGGCUUCAGCAGGCCGGCCUCCGCCUGGAGCAGGAGAAUGACAACCUUGCUCACAGAUUGAUCAGCAGCAAGGUUGCUUUGAGGAGCGCUCUGGACAAGGCAGAGGACCGAGUGGACGAGCUCACCAAAGAACUCUUUCAGACCAGACAUCUACUACAGGCUACGGAAGAGGAGAAAAUUGGGAAAGAGGAGGAAGCUGCCGUGUCAAAGGAAGUGUUUCGGAGGGAGCUGGAGAAGGCUGAGCACGAAGUCAGCAGGUCGUCUGGUAUUAUCGCCGACUACAAACAGAUCUGCUCUCAGCUGACAAAGCAGGUGGAGAAGCAGCAAGCCGCCCACAGAGAAGAGUUGGAUGCACUCAAGAGUGCAGUGAAGGCUUGCUCGCGCUGCCGACGUGCCGUGGAAUCGGAGGAACUAUCUGCCGCAGUUCGGAAGUCUCCAAGCGAGGCGGCGGCGGUAGAAGGCCGCGGGACGGCCGAACCGAGCCGAGGGGAGGACGACGACGCUUCCAAAGAUGCAGGGCAGAGGAGAGACGACCAGGAGAAGGAGUCCCUCAGGGCCCAGAUCAGGGAGCAUGAACAGGAGUUGGCCAAGACUAAACUCCAGAUGGUGGAGGCUAAGUGCAAGAUCCAGGAGCUGGAGCACCAAAAAGGAACCCUGGCCAACGAUCUUCAGGGAGCGAAGAACAACUGGAUCAGCAAGGCCUUCACCUCCCUGCGGCCCUCCAGCGAAGGGGGACUUCACAGUAUUAGAAAACCCAGAGAUGGAGCUCCCACAGUGGGCUGGAAGAUCCACAGAAGAUCCUUCUCCGGAUGGAGCACCAAGAAGCUGUCGUGGCCUCACAAAGACAAUCAAGAAAAUGUAUGAAAGCUGCCACUGUGAAUCUGCUGUGGAUUUAAUAAGAGGAUAUGACCUGUAUUAGUUCACACAGACAUGUCAAGUAUGUGGUCGAUCAGCUGCUAUUUCUUGUUUAGUGUGCUAAAGUCACAAAAAGGUUCAUUAUUCUUGAAAUUGUCCUUUACAUACUUCCUUUUUUUCAUAACAAUUUCAAUACAAUAUUCAAACAACUACAA